CUCAGCUGGAGCGCGGUGGUUGCUGGGAGCUCGGUUGGCUCGCGGCCUGCUAACGCUGACCGAGACUUCUGCGGCUUUGAUAUCACUGCAUUACUCAGACACAGGACACUGGUUUCUUCAUAUCGAGGAAAACUAAAAUUCAUCCAACAACACUCGGAAUGGGAAAAGAUUAUUAUUCAAUUUUGGGAAUUGAAAAGGGGGCUUCUGAAGAAGAUAUCAAAAAGGCUUACAGAAAACAAGCCCUUAAAUGGCAUCCGGAUAAGAACAAAUCCCCCCACGCAGAGGAAAAAUUCAAAGAGGUUGCAGAAGCCUAUGAAGUGCUGAGUGAUCCCAAAAAGAGAGACAUUUAUGAUCAGUUUGGGGAGGAAGGGUUGAAAGGAGGAGCUGGAGGACCCGAUGGACAGGGUGGCACCUUUCGAUACUCUUUCCAUGGUGACCCACAUGCCACAUUCGCAGCAUUUUUUGGUGGCACAAAUCCUUUUGAGAUCUUCUUUGGGAGAAGAAUGCCUGGUGGCAGAGACACUGAAGACAUGGAAGUGGAUGGAGAUCCUUUUGGAUCCUUCACUAGUUUUAGCAUGAAUGGAUUUCCAAGAGAGAGGAAUACAGUUGGUAGCCAGCCUCGUCGUAAACAAGAUCCCCCAAUUAGCCAUGAACUUAAAGUAUCAUUGGAAGAGAUAUAUCAUGGCUGCACAAAAAGGAUGAGAAUUUCCCGAAAAAGGCUGAACCCAGAUGGCAGAAGUGUCCGAACAGAGGACAAAAUCCUCACCAUUGAGAUCAAGAGAGGGUGGAAAGAAGGUACCAAAAUCACUUUCCCAAAAGAAGGUGAUGAAACACCCAACACUAUCCCAGCCGAUAUUAUUUUUGUCAUUAAAGACAAAAGUCACUCACUCUUCAAGAGAGAUGGUUCAAAUAUUAUCUAUCCUGUUAAAAUCAGUUUGCGGGAGGCUUUAUGUGGCAGCUCGGUCACCGUGCCAACAAUAGAAGGAAGAACCAUACCUAUGACAAUAAAUGAGGUUGUAAAGCCUGGGAUGAGGAGAAGAAUUAUAGGAUAUGGAUUGCCAUUUCCCAAAAAUCCCGACCAACGUGGCGACUUAAUUAUAGAAUUUGAAGUAAAUUUCCCAGACAAUAUACCUCCAGCAUCAAAAGAAGUACUUAGGAGAAAUCUUCCUGUUUCAUAAAGGAAUGGUCUGUGUUAACACUGUUUCAGCAGGACACUGAAAAUGCAGAAGACUGGCAAAUUCAUGCUGUAAAAGUGCAAUCUAUAUCCAUUUGUGGAAUAUUCAUUUUCUUUUUGUGGGGUGGAGGGAGAGAAUACUGUAAUGCUGCAUGAGAAGAGAAUGGUUAAAUACAAGUCACACGGGUGACUCUUGCAGUAAAACAUACAGGGAAAACCACUCACUGUAUAUUACUUUAGAUCUUCCUAAUCAGAGAGUUUAUUCAGUAUUUUGCUUACCUGUAAAAUGUAAUCAUUUUGCAAAAACUCAAUGCACAUAUUUCUAAUAAAGUACUUGAGCAUCCAAGUACUUUAUUUCAUGUAUCUCUAGAUUAUCUAUGUGAUGCUACCCACUAAUAUCAGAAAUCAGAAUUCAUAGUAGAAAUACGCUCAUGUAAUAGCCAGAUAUUUAAAGAGACUAAAGCAUUAACUGACACCAUUUAGAUAUGAAGGCCCACAUGCUACCUUCCAUUUCACAAAGCAAAGGCUAAAUCUGUUUGUAGAGCUUCUGAACCCACAAAAGAGCGUGAGCCUGCUCCCAGCUGCCCCAGAUUUUGUGAGGACUGCCCUGAAGCAUUAGGGGAGAACACAUGGCUCUGGGGAAAGGAGUACAGGUGUAGCCACUCUGUGACAUGCUCCCUUCAGAAAUCCACCUGGGGAAUACUACUAAUCGGUGGUAACACCCAUUCCCUAGGGAUGGAUUUCAGGACAACAUGGUAUUUUGGCUCCAGAAGGAGCCAUGCUGUCAUGGCUACCCAUGGUUGCCCAUGGAACAGUGUAAAUAAAGGCGCUUGGCUUACUCACACAUUUCAAGAUCAUGCAUAUCUCAGGACAUCUGUAGAGUUCAAGGGCUGAACCAUCUACCACUUCCAUAAGAGAGAAGGGACAAAGCCCAGCUCCCAGCUAAAGGAUUCUGAGGAAACUUUUUGGGCCUGAUCCAAAGCUCAUUUAAGCCGAUGGAAGUCUUUCCGUCAAUUCAGUGAGCUUGGAUAAGUUCCUUUGUGAAUAGAAACAUGAGUUACCUAGCCCUUAAGGUGAAAAAACAUAUGUAGGGGAAGGAGAUAGCCCUCACUAAUUGAGUCUAGUAUUAUAACAUGCUAUAGGGCUGGUUCCCUUGGUUGCAGUAUGGUUUUGGUCAUAUAAUUGCCUUGCAGACUUACUUUCAUAACUUAGGUUUUAAAAACGUGCCACAGUGCUUUAAUAAUGACAUUCUUAAGGGAAGAUUUAUUUUUCUUUAUAAGAAGAAAAUACUCUUGUUUGCAGUCAUUCUUUUACCUGUGGAAAUCUACUAGUUACCUGCUCUGGGUAAUUUAGGUUAUAACAGGGUGUUUAGCAACGUCAGAUAAAUGAUUUUCUAUAGAAGGGUGGAUUAUGAGAAUUGGAGUUAAUUUAGUUAGCCUUUUUUUAAUGAGCCCUAGCACAGAAGAAUCCCACUCCAAUUUUUCAAAGGAACGCAUUCCUACAAGAUACUGUCAAUUUUUUAACUACAGUUUCUCUUUCAUACAGUUGACAUGUUUGAUAGUGUAAAUCAUAUUCAUUUGCAGUCCUGAACAAACAGGGAACCUGAACAGUAGCUGGAGUGAUACUACAAAGGGAAAAAAAGUUUUAAAAUUAACUACUACCUACUGCUUAUGCCUAUUGUUAUCCAUAUUGUGUUUAUGCAUUUAAAAGAUUUCCAGUUUCAGUAUGUUCUGUAUGGCAUUUCUCAUGUGUUUUUUAAUAAACUUGUUUUUAACUUUU
Molecule: messenger RNA, 2953 nt
Organism: Malaclemys terrapin pileata
Lineage: Eukaryota; Metazoa; Chordata; Testudines; Emydidae
Gene: DNAJB4
Product: DnaJ heat shock protein family (Hsp40) member B4
Exons: 4
Coding region: 159-1178 (339 amino acids)
Cellular component (GO): cytosol
Molecular function (GO): protein-folding chaperone binding
Source: RefSeq, a predicted model, not a curated record